Messenger RNA from Oncorhynchus kisutch (coho salmon), 958 nucleotides. RefSeq lists its product as uncharacterized. The transcript is spliced from 10 exons. Bases 84 to 941 code for a protein of 285 amino acids. Gene Ontology annotation, biological process: mitochondrial fusion. The record is from RefSeq and is a predicted model, not a curated record. Lineage: Eukaryota; Metazoa; Chordata; Actinopteri; Salmoniformes; Salmonidae.
UGUGAGUGUGUGCGUUCCUGUCUUGGCAAGUCUGUGUCUUUUUUCAGUGAGUGCGUGUGAGAGAUAUUCUGUAUGGCCCUUCCAUGUUUUACUGUGAAAAUACCAAAGUGCAGUCCAUCACUUGGAUCCAGCGUGUGGCUGGCAGGGUGACCCACUAUGCGUCUCACCUCCGCCACGAGACGUCUGUGGACGUGACGCUUGGCUGCUACCAGCAGACUGAUGUCUCAGUGGUGUACGCCACUCUCCACAUGGGGCUGGACGGGCUUCUCUCCUCUUCAGCGUGGUCGGAGGCUGCCUCCUUCUCUACUCCCACCACUCAGCAGUUCACUGACCCAGAGCCUGAGGGCCACAACUUCUAUGAGGGCUGGGAGGAGGACCUGCUGCCUGAGGAGAGGGAGAUUCCUCUGCUAAACCUCUACCUUACCACCAAGAGAGUGGAGGACAUCGCCCUGAGGCUCGUCUCCUUGCGCCAGGCCUUCACUACCCUGCUUGGUUCCACCCUGAGCAGGAACCAUCUGUUUGUGGCGGGAAAGGUCCUCCUGGGCGGCCUUGUUCAGGCCAACCACAUGGACGAGGCCAAAUUCAUCCGUACCUAUAAUGACUUUGUGGACUACCUGAGUGACCCCUCCAAGCGGAAUGACAUUGAGAGGGAGCUGGCUGAGGCAAAGAUCCAUCAUGUGAACAUGAUAGAUGUCCUCUUUGAGCUGGUGCUGUUUGGGAUGAUGACAGCUCAGAAGUCCCUGAUGGUGCACCCUGGUGGGUUCGUGGAGCGUCUGUACGCUCUCCUGUACUCCUUCCUGCCCACUGCUGCCAACAUGGAGCCAGAGGCUGAUAGAAUCCUACUGCUGCUCAAUGAUUAUUGUGACACUUUGCCACCCAACAGGGAUCUAGACACCAAUGCACUACAUUACUUUGCACUGAAUUUGACAUUUUUAAAAUAAAAUAAGUUGUAUUUCAA